Molecule: messenger RNA, 1524 nt
Organism: Protomyces lactucae-debilis
Lineage: Eukaryota; Fungi; Ascomycota; Taphrinomycetes; Taphrinales; Protomycetaceae
Product: dynactin p62 family-domain-containing protein
Exons: 1
Coding region: 1-1524 (507 amino acids)
Cellular component (GO): dynactin complex
Source: RefSeq, a predicted model, not a curated record
AUGGACACUAGCAACGUGCGCUAUCACUGCCCAUGCGCAGACUCUCCUGCAGAUCAACUUGGCAUUCUGCCAAAGUUUGCCAAGAAGUCUGCGACGGACGCAGAAGCUGUCGAUCCACACAGUACAGAUCAGGAAAAGUCGGACACUGAGGACGACAAGCCUGUGGAUAUAUCAUUGCUCGAUUCGCGUCUACCGUUUGCGCUGCACUCACUACAUGAUCUCUACUUUUGCGAAGACUGCGGUUGCGCUAGAUGCCCUCGCUGCGUGAUGGAAGAAGUCUCUGUACUCUUUUGUCCAAAUUGCCUCUUCGAAGUGCCUGCCAAGUCAAGUGUCACGGCCGUGUCUGCACCAGAGGCAGUCUGUGGACGCAGUUGUUUCCGCUGUCCGCUUUGUUUUAGUGCUCUGCAAGCGGGAGAGUCUCCCGGCUCCAGUGAUGCGACAGCUGAUCGUCUGUUCCAUCUCGAAUGCCCGUACUGCGCCUGGUCGAGCCUCUCAACGCGACUUACUUUCACCAAGGCCAAUGGAAUGUUCAAGCAGAUGAAAGAACAGCACACCAGUCCCCGAGAAUCAGCAUUCAGAUCUGCCAAGAUUGCUGCGCAAGCCAGACGAGACGCCUUUUUGGACGAUGAACCUGAUGCAUCUCUGAGCAGCCAAUUGAAGCGAGUCUCGUUGUCCGACACAUUCACGCGCGAUGAACAAGCCUUGUCAAAAUCAUUCAUCGUACCGGUCUUGCGUCCUGAUGAAGUGGAUGAGAGUUUUGCAAGGGACUUGCUGAACGCAACAGACUUGGACGAUGUCCCAAGCAUUAUGCAAAGCUCAAUGCAAACAGCUGGGCCGAUGCACAGCAUUGGCCAGUUGAUGCCACUUCCUACUCCAUUGCGAACACGUCGGGCUAAGCGAUGUCGAGCAUGUCGGCACAUCUUGUGCAAGUUUGAGACAAGGCAGCCGGUCAUGCAAGCAGUCAAGUUUCGCAUCAGACUAGCGGCAAGCAACUAUCUGCCAACGCUGACCUUCUCAAAAGUCACCGCCGCUGCAACCUCCAAUUUGACAGCCACAGAGCAAAGCCCGCCAAGCGAAGUCUAUUUGCUUAAAAUCGCCAAUCCGCUCUACGAGUCGAUCAAGGUCACGCUGUCGGCGCCUCGCGUCACGGAGUUUGGGCAUGAAGUGACCGUGCUAGCCCCGGAAGUCAUUAUCGGCGGCUUCACAGACGUAUGGGAGACUCAGCCAUCGACAACAUCGGGUUCAAUGGAAGAAACAAAGCCAGGCAAAGGCAGUCAAGCUGUGUUGGGCAGACUACACUCAUCAGGGAGUAAUUGGACCAAUAUUGAGAUCCACAUGGCCAGGUCUGGCGUGGCUCAGACCUCUGCAGAAUCUGACACCCAUGCGCUUAUUCCGCUGUUUGUGAGCAUGGAGUAUGAGAUAGAGGCUGAGCUCGACAAUUCACUGUCAACACGUACGGCAAGCAUGAGCGACGGCAAGACCACCAAAAAGGUAGGAUUCUGGACAGUACUGACUGCUAAAUGA